This is a messenger RNA of Solanum stenotomum, 1458 nucleotides long. RefSeq lists its product as uncharacterized. The record is from RefSeq and is a predicted model, not a curated record. Lineage: Eukaryota; Viridiplantae; Streptophyta; Magnoliopsida; Solanales; Solanaceae. The transcript has a single exon. The coding region runs from base 1 to 1458 and encodes 485 amino acids.
AUGCAUCAUAUUUCUAUUAUAGCUAUCCUAGAACCAUUCUCAGACAUUAUUCAUGUGCAGUCCUUCAAACAACAACUUGUUAUGGAUCAGGCUAUGAGUAAUUGCAAUGGUAAAAUAUGGUUAUUUUGGAAUUUGGAUGUUGACUGCAAAGUGUUAGAGGAGAAUGAACAACAAAUUACUUGUGAAAUUGCCCAUAAUGAGCUGCAAACUCAAUUCACUACAACAUUUGUGUAUGCCAAAUGCAAGGAUCAUCUUAGAAGACCUCUCUGGGACAGAAUGCUUCAUCAUGCCAAUGUUACAACCAAUUCUCCUUGGUGUGCAGUAGGGGAUUAUAAUGUUAUCACUUCUAUGGAUGAAAAGCUAGGAGGGGUGCCUUACAACAUGAGGAAAAGUUUGGAAUUCAUAGUUGUAAUUGAGGCGUGUGGUCUGCAGGAUCUUGGCUUCAGUGGACAGAAAUUUACAUGGUCUAACAACAGGGGUAUAUACAACAGGGUGUGGAAAAGAUUAGACAGGGCUCUGGUAAAUGACUCUUGGCUGGAAAAAAUGCCUCAAACAACUAUCAUUCACCUCCCUUCAGUGGGAUCUAAUCAUUGCCCCCUAUUGAUGGAAAUGAAGGCUAGAAGUGAGGAUCAUACUAGAUACUUCAAAUUUGUGAACUGCUGGGCUGAUCAACCUAACUUCAGUGACGUUGUUCAAGCAUGCUGGGAAAGGGAAUUGGAGGGCAAUAGUAUGUGGAGGUUCCACCAGAAACUCAAAAGAUUGGCUGGCACUCUUAGCUCUUGGUCCAAGGGAGAAUUUGGAGACAUCUUUAUCAAUGUCAAGGAGUAUGAAAAUAAAGUCAAAAUUGCUGAGAAAAACUUUAUUCAACACAAUACAGAUGAGAACAGAGCUGCCUUACAUGAGCUGAAUGCAGAAUAUAUCAGAUUUCUAAAGUUGGAGGAUUCUAUAUUAAAGCAAAAAGCCCAGCUCCAAUGGUUUAGAGAAGGCGACAGCAACACUAAAUACUUCCACUCACUGAUAAGGGGGAGAAGAAGGAGACUCUUUAUACACAGAAUUCUAAAGGAGGAUGGGGAAUGGUUACAAGGUGAUGAGAAUAUUGCAGCUGCAGCUUAUGAUCACUUCCAACAAAUCUUCACAGGUGAAGAUAAGUUCAUCAGUGAAGGACCUCUUGAAUGCCUCCCUAGAAUGAUUAAUCAAGAAAACAAUGAUAAACUGACUGCCAGGCCUACUUUGGAAGAAUUAAAGGAAGUGGUUUUUUCCAUGAACCCUAAUUCAGUAGCUGGUCCAGAUGGCAUGAAUGGUUGCUUUUUCCAGAAAUGCUGGCAGAUCAUCAAACACGACCUGCUAGAAGUCAUCCUAGCCUUUUUCAGUGGGCAGAUGAUUCCCAAAUACUUCUCCCAUUCCUGCAUCGUUUUGCUGCCCAAAGUGAACAAUCCUAAUAAGCUCUCUGAAUUUUGA